GCCCUCCAUUACCAGAGUGGCAAGCGAUGGCGGAGAUUGCAGUAGUGGAUGAGCCUGGAGGGCAAAGCCUGGGCUGCUUGGGGAAAGGAGCGACCUUCCAAGAAGUGGACAGAAAUUGCUACCACGUGAAGUUCACCAAAACGAAUGGUGAAGGUCCCGCUGAGGGCUGGGUGCCAUACUACGUGAAGGGGCAGCGUGUGGCCAAAAGGAUCACCGAGAUCCUUUGGCAUGUGAACCCGUGGGGGCGUGAAGAAGAGAAGGAGUCCAAUGUGACAGAUGACACGAUGUGGCAGAAGAUUCUACAGCUGGAUGUGGGCAAUUUCCCGCUCUGCACCGCCACCGGUUUCUCGAACCGCUCCAAAGAGCAAGCUUUGCGGGAUGGGCUGACGGAAAGCCACGCAUACUCGGUCCUGCAUGCAAAGGAAGCUUGUGGUCAUCGUUUGAUUUGCCUCCGAAAUCCAUGGGGCCACUGGGAAUGGAAAGGUCCCUGGAAUGACAAAGGAGAGGAAUGGCGACAGAACCCUGGCGUGGCGAAAGCAUUGCAGGUGGAUAUGAAAGAGGAUGGUGUAUUCUGGACAGACUAUGAAGACUUCAAGUGGAACUUCUCUAUCAUCUUUCAGACGAAAAUCGCCAUGCCGACCAAGCGCCGGGGACAGGAUGAGCUGGUCGAAGACGAUGUGGCUGCGUGAUGCGCCGGCCUCGUCGGGGUUGCAGAAGCGAAGCUGAGAAUUGAUGCGGUGGUCACGGGUACGUAAAGCGGAAGGUUGGCAGUGCUGGUUUGGCCGCUUUCUUUGGUUGCUUCCGCAAUUCCGGGAGAAAACUCAAAUACAUCUCCAACGCAAGCCAAGUUCCUUCUACCUGAAGCUGCAAAGCAGCUUGACACUCAGACAGGGUGCAGGCGACAAUGAAAGAGUUCUGUCGAAACG
This is a messenger RNA of Durusdinium trenchii, 926 nucleotides long. The record is from the annotation of a GenBank genome assembly. NCBI's taxonomy places the organism in Eukaryota, Dinophyceae, Suessiales, Symbiodiniaceae.